AUGCGUCGGUUUUGGCUUUCCAGAACGCUGUCGUUGGGCAUUGUCCUUGCAACGACCGCCGUGCGAGCAGCCAACCCUUUAUCGUCGAAACUGUGGACUCUCGUCGGAUGCGACAAUGUCGACCUGGACAGUCUGAUCUCCGAUGUCACCAAAUUGGCAGAUGCGGCUAUCUCAUCCAUCAACAAUAUUGUGGAUGGUGCGGUCAUUGGCGCGGACGAUGGCUCGACCGCGUGGUUCCAUGCGAGGAACGCCAUGAUCUUUUGGGGUCUGUUGGGAACUUUUUCAGAUGACCAAAAGCAACUUCACUUCGAGGGGAACGAUCUGGCGAUCUUGAACAAGGUCAAGGACAAGUAUCAAGGCAUAGUAUCUGCUCUUUUGGGCGGAUACUGGAGCCCAAAUUACAACUGGGUCUUCUGCAAGCCUGAUCAGCAACCAUACCCAUUUGUCAAGGCAACCGUCGUGAAAGACUUUGUCAAUAACAUGCCUGCUGAUAUCCAAGACAAGCCGCUCAGCGACUUCAAUAUUCCCGAUAAUGUUUACUACCCCGAUGCCGGCUUCUCAAUCAACGCGAAUGACCCUUCACAGAAUGGGAGAAGGAGAAUUGGACUGAUAGGCUCGGACCCAAAUGUGUGCAAUGUGGCCGAUUCGCCUGCAGCUUUCAUCUAUCUGCAGGAGCAUGAUUCGACGACUCAUUGGAUGGCAUUAUGCAACGUCUUUUACAAUUCUCCCGCGACUGUCGGUCCCAACCUUCCGGAUGACGCAUUCAACCUUGAUAUCUACAAGAGCCAAGCUUCCCAGCUACUUCACGAGUUGAUGCACUUUCGCUGGUCAGAUGUGACCGAUUAUUAUGGAAGGAUAGGGAGUAUGACAAAGGAUGAUCACUUUUACGGCUCGGCCGGAUGUGCUGCACUUGGUGACGACUCGAAUCGUGCCAUGGCGAACGCCGACAAUUACAGGCUCUUUGCCGAAGCAUCUUACCUACAGCCUCGGAGAUGGGAGGUUGAUCCGAAAAAGCUCGGACAAAGCAAGUGA
Messenger RNA from Thyridium curvatum, 1032 nucleotides. RefSeq lists its product as uncharacterized. The coding region runs from base 1 to 1032 and encodes 343 amino acids. NCBI's taxonomy places the organism in Eukaryota, Fungi, Ascomycota, Sordariomycetes, Thyridiales, Thyridiaceae. The transcript is spliced from 6 exons. Gene Ontology annotation, molecular function: metalloendopeptidase activity. The record is from RefSeq and is a predicted model, not a curated record.